AGUCGAGUUUCGGCCGUUUAACCAAACAGAGGUGCGCAAGCGGACAAACCAAGUCGAGGCAGGAGCUGGAAGCAACACCAGUAGCAGGAGCAGCAGUUAGUGACCAAGUCGCAGACUCCAUCCAUAAAAAAAAAAAAAUCACAAAAUAGCCAAAAAAAAAACAAUAACAAAUCAAAUCUAAAAAAGUGUGUGUGUGUGAGUGUGAGUGGGUGUGUAAUCCAUUGUGAAACUGUCAUUGUUCGGCUGGUAUUCGUGACAGACAGUAAGGCAGUAAAAGGCUGUAAACAUUCAACGUGUGAAUGUGUUGUCGGCGCGCUGAAUGCGACAGAGCCUGGCCCGGAAAAGUAGGCAACAAACAAGUGCAAAAAUACAAAAUCCCCCCAAAAAAAAAACAGAGUACAAUUGGAAAUCUAAUUAGCGGCAGGCAAGGUCAAGCCCCGACCUUUUCAAUCAUCAUCACCAGAGUAUUGGCAGCAGCGGCAACUCGAUGCGAAAAGCAACAACAACAACAAUAGUGACCUGACCAAAAAAGGCGUUGCUCGCACCAGCAGCAACAACGACGACGACAACAACAACGACAGCAAUUGAAACGGCCAAACCGAAUCCGAAAGCGAAAGCGACGUCAACAGCAGCAAACACUUUCGCGCGCCCAUGUAUGCGUGUGUGUGUGUGUGUGUGCGUGUGUGUGUGAGCUUGUCUGUGCUUGUGUGUCUAUUGAUGUGUAUGUGAAUCUGUUGUAACUUUGAACUGAACACUGAUAACGGAUAUAACGCACGUUUUAUUUUUCCUGCCGCAGCUAUUUGAUGCUGCCAAAACAGUUUCUCUACUCCCGUCUGUUUGUCUGCACGCGUGUGUGUGUGUCUCUGAGUGUAUGUGUGUGUGUGUGUGUGUUUGAGUGGCUGCUGACAUCACUGCUUUGUCUUUUUUUCGGUGGCAGCGACCAGAGGGGACAAGGAGUUGCGUUAAUGAACCAAGCGUUAAGCGACGAGUAUCCUGACUACCAGCGCUGUACUCAGUUACUGAUCUGAUCAAUUAACAAACUAACUAAAAGCUGCCACAAUCGGGUACACAAAAUAUAUAUAAAUAUAUAUAUAUAUACAUACAAACAAAAUAAAACAAACAAACAACAGCGACAACAAAUCACAGCCAAACCAAAGCCAAUAAACAUGUUCUCCAUGUGCUCAAAGGUGAAGCCAAAUAAUGAGGAGUCAUUCUUAGCAACAUCACAUCAACAACUGCAGCUGCAGCAGCCCAUGGGCACCGGUGGCAAGCAAAUCAAAGGAGGUUACCUACUGCGCUAUAAAAAACAAAUGUUAUGGAAUCGAUGGGCGGAGGAGUGGGUAAUAUUAUAUGAUGACUCGACCAUGGCUUGGUUCACGGAACCAGGACGUUCGUCGCCAUCUGGCAAGAUACUGGUCAAGGAGGCUCCCGAGAUGCUCGCCAUCGCACACUGGACCGGUCAGAUACCACGUCGUCCCCCAUUGCCCGAUGGCGUCAGCGUUUCGCAGCUUAUUGCGCUCGGGUCGCGUCGAAAGCGCUCCAAGGUCUACUGGAUGCUGGCCAAGUCCGAGCAAGAGGUAAGCGACUGGAUUGAUGCCAUCACAAAAACUUUGCCACCACCGCCGCAAAUCGAACUGGUGGUCGAUAAGCCGCAUCUGAUGAAUGUGCUGCGGCGUCCACUUGUCCGCAUUAGACCGGCUACAAACUCUGAAGUGAAGCAACGAAAAUCGGCCGGUUCUGGCAGCAGCAGACAUCACCGCACCUCUUCAGCAGCUUUGACUACCCAACGCCUGCUGUAUAGCCAGAAUCCAUUGGUGAAAAGCGAUGCGGCUGUGGCUAUAUUGAGCAAGAAGCCGGACUCGAAGGCAUCGCUGGCGUGUGCUCUGCCCUGGGGACACGGCUGGGGCUGGGCCACUUUGCCCAACGGGGUGUGGAGUGGCGGCCUCACUUGGUCGCAGUGUGAGGACACGUUUACGCUUCACGCACUACCCACGACGCACUGCACCAAUCUGAUUGAUACGUCGUGCAGCGGCGCCGUCUAUCACACCGAUAUUGGCGGCUUCGAUUUCCAUUCCACGGGAGUUGAUGAUCUGGGCGGCGAGGACUUUGACUAUGCCAUGGACUGUGGCGAUUUCAUAUUCUAAUUUCACAGCUCAAAACAGAACCCCAACGUUGCCAUUCCAAGCAGCAGUCGAACCCACCCAAAGCGCACGGCGUACAAAAUAAACAAAAAACAAAGAAAUAAGGGAAAUAUUUAAUGACGUCGAGUUGCAUUAGAUUAUAGAGGAUUGCGAGAAUUUAAUUGUAAUCGCUUUUGUAGAAUGGCAAAGUAAGCUGUUUGUGUCCCGUUGUUAGGCGUUGUUAUUAAUAUAAACAUGGAUAUAGCGACCUAUAUACAGAUAUGUAUAUAUAUAUAUAUAUGUAUACCAUAUGCAGUAUAUGUGUGUAUAUAUAUAUAUAUGUGUGUGUGUGUGUGUGUUGGCAAAGUCACGUUGCGUAUACGCAUCUGGAUGAAUAAGUAUACGUAACACAUAUGUAUGUAUUAUUAUGUUAGCGGCGUAUGUUUGUGUUUUGGAUUGUGUUUGGUGUUUGUGUUUGUUGUUAGAGUGCUAAUUAACGUGUAGAAUCCAAGUUAACGUAACACAUUGAAUUAAUUUCCGAAAUGAUAAUUAAUCGCAUGUUAUAUGUAUAUGUGAAUGUGGGUUUGUGUGUCUGUGUGUAUGUGUGUGCAACAUAUGGCAAAUGAUGUAUCUGAAAUGCAUUGCACAUAACGCACACAUGCACGCACUCACACUCGGACACACACAGACACACUUACUUACACACACACAGAAGCCACCGACACACAGCAAUGCACAGAGGAAGAACUUUUAUCAGUUUCAAAAAUCACUGACAAAAGUUUUCUGCAGCUCGCCAGUGAAUAGGUAAUACUAUUUUCAUGGAAACGGAAGAAAAAACAUAUUGAAUACCUUAAAUAACUUUUUAUGCAUUUUAUAACAAUUCCCUUACACAUUUUCGACGUCGAUGAUCACAAUUGUGUUAUGUACGCGCCUUUAGUGUGCAAUUUUUAAAAAAUUUUAUAGCGCAGCUACUUAAGUAAAAUCGAUAAAUGUUAUUUGUAAUUGUGUAGUGUACAUGCUGGCUAUGUUCACAUACAGCAUUUUUAUAGUUUGGUAUAUAAAGGCGACAAGUUUUGCAAUGGAAUGUAAUGGCCCAACAAAAGCAAGAGGAAAACCAGGUUAAACUUAAUAUAUACACACAUACUACAGAGUAAACCCUAGUUGUAAUGCGCAAAUGAGAACCCCAAGCACUCCCAGCCGGAGAAGUUAAUAGAAACACAAAACCCACCCGUACUGAUAAAGUAAAGUUUAUGAAAUAAACAGAAUUAAAUUGACCGCAAAUAUUUAAAUAAAAGAAUAACAAAAAAAAUGUAUAUGUAUUUACACAUAAGGAUCAAUGCAGAGACAUGCAUCAAUUAUCCACCGUUUAACAAGAUAAGCAAGAAGCGUUCAAUAACUUCUAAUGUUUAGAAUGAAAGCACCUGACAUUAUUCAAAAUAUUUAGGAUAUCGCCUAAAAAAAACAAAUUUCUUUAUGGUUAAAUACAGAACAUUUUUGUUUGACAUUCCGAUUCUAUAUUUUGUUACGUACAGAUAUUUACCGACGAAUUUUGGUAACAUUAAUUUUUGUAUAAAUAUACAAUAUAUCAGGGGCCUUCAUUCCAAAUGCCUGAUGCUUAUUCAAACGGACAUUUCAACCAACUCAUCAAGCAUUUAGAAUUUAGAAUAAUUUCAAAAAAAGCCACUUGAAAAAGUCGCAUUUGAAUUUGUCAAAUUUGAACAUUUUUGAGCGCUCGAGCGCAGAAAUGGGAGAAGAAACGCCGCUACGGAAACCUUAAACAAGAACGUUUAGAAAUUAAAUGUUAGCAUAAGUCAAAAGUGUCUUUCGAGAGAAAGUAUACCUUCAAGAAUUGUUGAAAGCCAAAGAUAUUAACAAACAUUUUGUGUAAUAUACAUACUCACAAAUAAUGUGCAGGUUUUCAUAAUGUUGCAAAAUAGUUCAAUAGCAAAACAAUAAAAUACGGGUAACAAGAAAUUUCUUGCCUCUCAGCAUAUGAAGUUAGUACUUAACACCGUAUGCCCUCUAAAUGUAGCUCAAAAUAAAUAAGUGUGUAUAUGUAUGUACUUGAAUAAUAGCGGUAGGCAAUGCCUAGCAUAUGCAUGUAUGUAUGUAUGUAUGUUAAACUAUAUUCAAAAGUAUGUAUAACUAUUUCAAAGAGUCGACGAAAGCCGAAAUGCAGCCAAAGUCAAAUCCAUCGCGGCUUAUUGUAUUGUAGCUAUCGGCAUCGAUAUUAAUCGAUAAAAACAGGCACAAACAGAAACCUUAACCUGAACCCAAGCAGCCUUAGUUAAAGAAGCUACCGUUAUACACUUAUUCACGACACACAGAUACAAGUUUAUAAAUGUUAUAUGUACUAAGAAAGAAGAAAAAAACAAAACAAACAAAAAACAAAAAAAAAAAACCCCCUAAAGUAAUGUAGACUAAAAGACUUAAGCAAUUGUCGUAUAGACGUUAAAUUAGAGCGCAUUGAAUGUUGGCUUUAAAAUGUUUAGAAAUGUAUCUUUAUAAGUAGUUAAAAGCAGCGACAACUGAGCGAUGUGCUUAUAGGCAGGCGAUCGAGUUUAUCGUCAGCAUUAUCUUGUAGUCUGAAGUGUAGCCCAAAUAAAUUAUAUGUAAUUGAAUGUAAUUUCAUUGUCGAGAAGCGAAGAAGAACGAACAUUGCAUGAAUUGUUAAAUUUAUAAUUUUGAAUACCAUAAUGAAUAAGAAAA
Molecule: messenger RNA, 4829 nt
Organism: Drosophila grimshawi
Lineage: Eukaryota; Metazoa; Arthropoda; Insecta; Diptera; Drosophilidae
Exons: 4
Coding region: 1167-2144 (325 amino acids)
Biological process (GO): regulation of cell differentiation
Cellular component (GO): membrane
Source: RefSeq, a predicted model, not a curated record